AUGAACUCGAUCGAAGUCGACGAAGAUCCCACCGAAAACGAUUUUUCCCUCCGUCUCGACGGUCCCUCGCACAGCAUGGAGAAGAUCCAAGACUACAAACCUGGCGGUCAUCAUCCCGUCCACAUCAAAGACUGUCUGGGCGGCAAGGGAGAAGAAGAACGGUACUACGUCAUGAACAAGCUGGCGACCGGCCACUCCUCCAACGUCUGGCUAUGCAGAGACCUCGACUACGAAGUGCCUAGGGAAGGCGAGCUCGUCGAUCCCACAACCCUCACAGCCGCUCCGCACAGAUACGUCGCGCUCAAGAUCCUGCGUGGCGACGCUUUCCACACGGGCCAGGGCGAGGCGGACAUGGUGAGAGACCCGAUGACUCCCUUGGCGCCUGACGACCAGCUGCUUUCAAAGUACCUCUGUUUCCCUUUUGCUGCGUUUCUCAUUGAGGGGCCCAAUGGGAACCAUCGUUGUUUCGUUUAUCCGCUGUUGGGUCCUCGUGUUUCGUCUGUCAUUAGGAUGCUUCCUGCGCCAGAGAGGGCCCUCAAGGUGAUUUGCAACCAGGCUGUUCUAGCAUUAGAUACGAUGCAUCGC
This is a messenger RNA of Penicilliopsis zonata CBS 506.65, 585 nucleotides long. RefSeq lists its product as hypothetical. The record is from RefSeq and is a predicted model, not a curated record. The annotation marks the transcript as partial. NCBI's taxonomy places the organism in Eukaryota, Fungi, Ascomycota, Eurotiomycetes, Eurotiales, Aspergillaceae. The transcript has a single exon. Gene Ontology annotation, biological process: spliceosomal complex assembly; regulation of mRNA processing.